CCACGACCCCCGCAAAGGACCAAGAAGUCUAGACCUGCGCUGCUUACACAACACCUCUGGAGUCUGCCCGGCCUAUCCCAGUCGGGCGUGGCCUUCUAGCGAGUCGCGUAUCGUCAUAUUACGGCAUGGAAACCACACUGCACUCGCUCAAGAGAGCAAAGAUGCAUACGAGAAGCCAUCACCAGUACACGGCGAGCGAUCGACUAUAUGAGGCGGGGAUCCCUCUGUGUCGUGAGAAGAUUGCAGGUGCAAAAACAACCUCUCUUCUCAGCUAGGCCGGGAAAUAUCUGUCAAAGAUUCAGCACAUCAAAGACAAACAUGGCACCAGACUCGACAUCUCCAAAGCCGCCGAAAAUCACACACAUCCUCGAGACGUGCCUGAUGGUCAAGGACGUCGGGGCCGCGACCGAGUUCUACAAGAACGUGUUUGACGUCGAACCAUUCAUGAACACGCCACGCAUGUCCGGCUUCGCCCUGUCUCAGACAACACUGCUCCUCUUCCAGCUCGGCGCCACCGCCGCGGACAGUCCCAUGCCCGACAACCGUGGCACGAUCCCCGGCCACGGGCCCUCGCAGGACAUCCUGGAUCUGCUGCUCGCCGCCGCGCCAGAUGCCACCGCCGGUCAGUCAUCGUCACAUCAUCCGACCUCCAGCCCGGUGGCAAGGCCGGGCCGGCUGAACCAGCACUUCUGCCUCGCCGUGGCCUCGCCGGCCGAUGUCCAGGCGUGGGAGAGGUGGUUCGAGGACAAGGACGUCGAGAUCCUCGGGCGGGUCAAUUGGCCCCGGGGUGGGAAGAGCGUGUACUUUGGCGACCUGGACGGCAACGUCGGGGAGAUUGCCAGUCGAGGCAUCUGGGAGCAUUAUUAGGACAGGCACGGAAGACUGCAGACUGUGACCCUUGGCCUCAUCCUUAACGUGGUCCUCGGGGUAUUGCACACAGCCAUCAGUCUCGACAAAUUGGCUCGGCAGUUAACCAUGGGUCUAUCAACGUCAAAGUUUGUCCGUUUCCAACUGAGCCGCGUUCGACGCGCCACGCGAACCAGAAGAGUAGCCGUGAGCGUGACUCCAGUGCUAGAAAACAUGCGAAAUGCUCCAUGCUUGUACUUGUGCCUGUCAUUGUCCAGCAGACUAAAAGUCACUCUACCAUCGAAACGAUAGAUUAGUCAGUCCGGUCCUAAAGUGUCUGC
Cladophialophora immunda is the source of this 1187-nucleotide messenger RNA. RefSeq lists its product as uncharacterized. The transcript has 2 exons. The record is from RefSeq and is a predicted model, not a curated record. Lineage: Eukaryota; Fungi; Ascomycota; Eurotiomycetes; Chaetothyriales; Herpotrichiellaceae. Bases 208 to 867 code for a protein of 219 amino acids.